AUGCUUAUAUGUCACCUAAUUCACGAUCGAACUAAUUUGGUUAAUAUUACCGUACGUUUCUGUAAAGUGGUGCGGGUGGCAUUCAUGAUGCCCCUCGUCCAAUCCACGGACCUGGCCGAAGUUGUAAAGGGAUCGAAGAAUCAAUCAUUUUAUGACCAGCAUGCAGAUCUCAAAAAGGAUAUGGAAAUCGCAGAUGACGAAGAAAAAGUUUCAAAAUGGGUCGGGAAAUAA
Molecule: messenger RNA, 231 nt
Organism: Botrytis fragariae
Lineage: Eukaryota; Fungi; Ascomycota; Leotiomycetes; Helotiales; Sclerotiniaceae
Exons: 2
Coding region: 1-231 (76 amino acids)
Source: RefSeq, a predicted model, not a curated record